Molecule: messenger RNA, 2766 nt
Organism: Aspergillus mulundensis
Lineage: Eukaryota; Fungi; Ascomycota; Eurotiomycetes; Eurotiales; Aspergillaceae
Product: mitochondrial elongation factor MEF2
Exons: 1
Coding region: 1-2766 (921 amino acids)
Biological process (GO): ribosome disassembly; mitochondrial translation
Cellular component (GO): mitochondrion
Molecular function (GO): GTPase activity; GTP binding
Source: RefSeq, a predicted model, not a curated record
AUGGUCUCAGCUCUGCUUUUGCGCGCCCGCCAGAAUGGCCGAGCUACUCGAUAUCUCGAUCGACCUAAUAUCAAUUGCUGGGCACUUUCUUCCUUAACCAAACCGUCCCUUGGGAGACCAGGAUACUCCAAAACUCAGAACUUCUCGACCCUCCAACCGCGAUUGCAAGCGAACCUUGACCGGACUCGGAAUAUUGGUAUUAUAGCACACAUCGAUGCGGGUAAAACGACCACUACAGAGCGCAUGCUCUAUUAUAGCGGCUUCACAAGACGCAUAGGAGACGUGGAUGAGGGAUCUACGGUUACGGACUUCCUCCCUGCUGAACGUGCCCGGGGAAUCACUAUUCAGUCCGCUGCCAUCACCUUCCACUGGCCACCUGGGGAGAGCAACGAUGCUACACACCAUGACCCGCAAGCCCCGAAAUCUGCGUCGUCGCACCUGGUGAACUUGAUUGAUACUCCCGGCCAUGCUGACUUCACAUUCGAGGUCUUGCGGUCAUUGCGCAUUCUUGACGGCGCAGUGUGUAUCCUAGAUGGUGUAGCUGGUGUGGAAGCACAAACUGAGCAGGUUUGGCACCAAGCAAGCACGUAUAAUAUUCCCCGAAUUGUCUACGUGAAUAAAUUGGAUAGAGACGGUGCGGCGUUCGGUCGAACGGUACGGGAAGUCGCUUCUCGGCUUGGAGGAUGGCCCGCUGUCUGCCAGAUCCCGUGGUUUGAAGGAGGGAAUGGAAGCUUCGUUGGUGUUGCCGACGCUGUCAACCUACGAGGGCUCCGAUGGGGUGGAGGCGAUGGCAAGUCAGUGAAGACGUUCAACCUUCAGGAAUUGGACGAAGCUGAUAGUCAGCUUGCGCAAGAACUCCGCCGCGCGCGGAUAGCCCUAGUUGAACUGUUGAGUGAACACGACGACAUGAUUGUGGAAAAGUUCUUUGAAUGCGAAGAAGAUCAUCUACUGGUUUCAUCUGCUGAUAUAUUGGAUAGCCUGCGCCGUUGUCUUUUGGGAGGUAGCGGGAGGAAAAUUAUCCCGAUCUUUGCUGGUGCUAGUUUUCGCAACAUCGGCGUCCAACCGCUGCUCGACAAUGUCGUUGACCUCCUCCCCAGUCCACAGGAGACUCCAGACCCAGAGGUUAGUAUUGGAGGCGUCAAGGGGGGUCUCAGACGUUUGCUCUCAGGAGAUUUACUCGUGGAGCAGAAGGAGAAAGCGGUGCCAAAAGGCAAGCAGAAGAAGAAGUCCGCCAUAGUAGCUGAUAGCCGCAGUGCUAUCAAGCAGUUGCAUGGUUGUGGGCUGGCUUUCAAAGUGGUCAAUGAUGCGAAGCGAGGAGUUCUCGUAUAUGUUCGGGUUUACUCCGGCUCCUUGGAUCGGGGCAGUCUUUUGUAUAACACCAACCUAAACGUGUCGGAGCGCGCUCCUCGUCUUCUGAGAAUGUACGCCAAUGACGCUGUUGAGGCCGAAUCUAUCUCCGAGGGACAAAUCGGGGUUGUGGUGGGCCUGAAGCAUGCCCGGACCGGUGACACACUUGUUGCAUGCACUACCAACAAGCAGGUCCCUCCCGAACCUCUGAAUACUCUUCAGUUACGCCCUAUCGACGUACCGCCGCCCGUCUUCUUCGCAAGUGUCGAACCUCACAGCUUGUCCGAGGAGAAACGUAUGCACGAGUCGUUAGCUUUGCUCCUGCGUGAAGACCCUAGUCUUCAUGUAAGUAUCGACGAGGACUCCGGACAAACACUGUUGAGCGGAAUGGGAGAGCUUCACCUAGAGAUCGCUCGUGAUCGACUCAUCAACGACCUCAAAGCCAAGGCAACCAUGGGUCCCAUUGAGAUCAGUUACCGCGAAUGUCCACUAGGAACCUCUGGUCCCGUUACCAAGAUCUUCGACCGAGAGAUCGCAGGCCGCAAGGGUAAAGCAGGCUGCACCGCAUUGGUGGAACCCUUCGAUCCAGAAACCUCACUUCCCCCAGACCCAACAGCCCUCUCCAUCGACAUUGCAAACGGCAACCAAAUCAUCAUUCUCGCGCCCGAACUACAGAUCGAAACCAACAAGAAGGGCCUUGAAGAAAGCCCUAUUCUCCCCUCAGGCCUCGACGUGGAGGCCGUCCGCUCAGCCCUCCAAAACGGCUGCCUCGCAGCCCUCGCCCGCGGCCCACAAUUCACCUUCCCCAUGCACAACACCCGCGUCACCCUCACGCUCAACCCAACAGCCCACAUAUUCGGCAACGAUACAACGUCUGCCUCUCUUUCCGCCGCCGCCCGCCUCGCAACCUCCACAGCCCUCUCUAACCUCCUCUCCAAUCCGGCAUCCGCCUCAGCCACGCCGGGAACAUGCCUCAUGGAACCCCUCAUGAACGUAAUCAUUAGCAUCGACGAAGCCAGCCUCGGCGCCGUCGUCCACGAUAUCUCCUCCUCCCGCGGCGGCCACAUCGUCUCUCUAGACGAGGACAUCCCCAUCACAUCAACAGACCUCUCCACACCGAACACCGAAACCGUAGACCCCGACCUCGACCUUCCUCCGAUCGAUCCCGCCAAGGUCUAUGCGCCCCCUGACCCCUUCCAGUCGUCGACCGUGGUCGGUGCGCUCUCGUCCUCUGACUCGGGGAAUCGACCGCGUACUAUCACCGCUAAGGUCCCACUCAAGGAGAUGGUAGGGUAUCUUAAGCAUCUGAGGAGCUUGAGUGCGGGGCGAGGUACCUUUGUUAUGAGUGUUGAUCGAUUUGAGAAGAUGAGCCCUCCCAGGCAGAAAGCUGUGUUGACGGAGUUGAGAGGUGGGUAUUAG